CGGCGUCCAGGAGGAGAAGAACACGUUGCUGGAAAAAAAGAGAACUUUCACUCCUAAUUAUUUGUUACUAAACCUCAUUUAUUAUCUUUUUUUCCUCCAAAGCCGGUUAACGGGGGCCGAAGAGGGCUCCGCAGGUCCUAGCGUCCGUCAUUCCAGCCCUCCAUCAUGGCGGAUAAAAACACGAGGAUCGCCAUCGUCAACCACGACAAAUGCAAACCCAAGAAAUGCCGUCAGGAGUGCAAGAAGAGCUGCCCGGUGGUCCGCAUGGGUAAACUGUGUAUCGAGGUGACACCACAGAGUAAGAUUGCCUGGAUCUCAGAGUCUCUGUGUAUAGGCUGCGGCAUCUGCGUCAAGAAAUGUCCGUUCGGAGCUUUGUCGAUUGUCAACCUGCCCAGCAACCUGGAGAAGGAAACCACACACAGAUACUGCGCCAACUCCUUCAAACUGCACCGGCUGCCGAUCCCCAGGCCGGGGGAGGUUCUGGGGCUGGUGGGGACCAACGGUAUCGGCAAGUCCACAGCUCUGAAGAUCCUGGCUGGAAAACAGAAACCCAACCUGGGCAAGUUCGAUAAUCCUCCAGACUGGCAGGAGAUCUUGACCUACUUUAGAGGCUCCGAGCUGCAGAACUACUUCACCAAAAUCCUGGAGGACGACCUGCGGGCCAUCGUCAAGCCGCAGUACGUCGACCAGAUCCCAAAGACUGUCAAGGGGUCAGUAGGGGCCAUCCUGAGCAGGAAAGACGACACAGAAACACAGGACCUGGUCUGUCAACAGCUCGAUCUGAGUCACCUGCGGGAGAGGAACGUGGAGGAUCUGUCCGGAGGGGAGCUGCAGAGGUUCGCCUGCGCCGUCGUCUGCAUCCAGAGAGCCGACAUUUUCAUGUUUGACGAACCGUCCAGUUACCUGGAUGUGAAACAGAGGCUGAAGGCCGCCAUCACCAUCCGCUCGCUCAUCACUCCGGACAGGUACAUCAUCGUGGUCGAACACGACCUGAGUGUGCUGGACUACCUGUCCGACUUCAUCUGCUGUCUGUACGGAGUCCCCAGCGCCUACGGAGUCGUCACCAUGCCCUUCAGCGUCCGAGAGGGCAUCAACAUCUUCCUGGACGGUUACGUUCCUACGGAGAAUCUCAGGUUUCGCGAGACCUCGUUGGUCUUCAAGGUGGCUGAAACGGCCAACGAGGAGGAAGUGAAGAGACUCAGGCACUACCAGUAUCCAGACAUGGCGAAGACGAUGGGCGAGUUCACGCUGGAGAUCAAAGGAGGAGAGUUCACGGACUCUGAGAUCAUGGUGAUGCUGGGAGAGAACGGCACAGGGAAGACGACCUUCAUCAGGAUGCUGGCUGGAGGACUCAAACCUGACGGUGGAGGUGAUAUUCCCAUCCUGAACGUCAGCUACAAGCCUCAGACCAUCAGCCCCAAGUUCAAGGGCAGCGUCAGAGCUCUGCUGCACGAGAAGAUCAGAGACGCCUACACACAUCCUCAGUUCAUCACCGACGUCAUGAAGCCGAUGCAGAUAGAAAGCAUCAUAGACCAGGAUGUGCAGAACCUGUCUGGUGGUGAGCUGCAGAGAGUCGCUCUCACUCUGUGUUUGGGGAAACCGGCUGACGUUUAUCUGAUUGACGAACCUUCGGCCUACCUGGACUCCGAGCAGAGAUUGAUGGCCGCCAGAGUCAUCAAGAGGUACAUCCUCCACGCCAAGAAGACGGCGUUCGUGGUAGAACACGACUUCAUCAUGGCGACCUACCUGGCCGACAGGGUCAUUGUGUUUGACGGUAUUCCCUCCAAGAUGACCUCCGCUAACACUCCGCAGGGUCUGUUAGCGGGGAUGAACCGGUUUCUGGCGCUGCUGGAAAUCACGUUCAGAAGAGACCCGAACAACUUCAGACCGCGAAUCAACAAGCUCAACUCCAUCAAGGACACGGAGCAGAAGAAGAGCGGGAACUAUUUCUUCCUGGACGACUAAGACUCGCUUCCCGCGUGACCAACCGUGACUUUCCUGCGACGCUCCCGCGGCGAGGCUGCGUUCAACAAACCCGGGGGAGCGUUUCAGGAGCGUUCACAAACGAAGAAGAAGAAGAAGAAGAAGAAGGUGUAGCCGCCGUGACUUUUCACCAGAAGUACAAACCAACCAGGCCGCGUUCAACAAAACAGCAGAUGUGUUGAAACCAUUAAAAUAAAAAAAACAAAAGAAGGAAAAAAAACCCAUCAGCCUUUAUGUACCAGGCUGCGUUCAAUAGCAAGCAAUGUUGUGAAAUGUUUAAAAAUAAUAAAGUGCAUUGCAUUCUGUGUCAGUCAGCCUGUACAUACUGGGCUGAGUUCACAAGCCAGCGACAUUGUGGAACAUUAAGCAGCAUAUUUUAACAUUCAUGCAUUUACAGUACAAUACAAUAAACUGAUGCUACCUGAUCUCA
Messenger RNA from Thunnus maccoyii (southern bluefin tuna), 2413 nucleotides. It is a transcript of the gene abce1, whose product is annotated as ATP-binding cassette, sub-family E (OABP), member 1. The transcript is spliced from 19 exons. The coding region runs from base 166 to 1965 and encodes 599 amino acids. Gene Ontology annotation, biological process: translational termination; translational initiation; ribosomal subunit export from nucleus. Lineage: Eukaryota; Metazoa; Chordata; Actinopteri; Scombriformes; Scombridae. The record is from RefSeq and is a predicted model, not a curated record. Gene Ontology annotation, molecular function: iron ion binding; ribosomal small subunit binding; ATP binding.